AUGUCAGGUCGGAACGCGCCUCGCUCGAAAAAUGGCUGCAGCACCUGCCGCCGUCGGAAAGUAAAAUGUGGUGAAGAACAGCCUGUCUGCAGGCGCUGCCUGAACCUGCGACUGACGUGCGAGUGGGGGGUCCCCGUGAAGCGAGGCAAGCCGAGUGCUCCGGUUCGGCAUCUGCAACCCGCGCAGCCUCGAUGGCCGACGAGCAGCGAUGUCAUCACCACUCCCACCACUCCGACCUCGCCUCCUCGCGCGAACGUGCCCAAUGGCAUCCUUCACCCCCAGUAUGCCACCACUCUGGCUGCCCUCUGGCACCACCAGGGCCCCGGAUCGGCCCCGGAUUUCACCCCGGUUUCCCCAGACGUCAUCUUCCCCGCGGGCUGGCCGGGCUGGCCGUUUCCGCCCUACGAGUACGACUACAAGCACAAGUUCUCCCACCCAUCGCCGCUCUACCCGUCACUGUCGGGAACGGACUUUGCCUGCACGAACUCGCUCGUCCUGUCGGAACAUGAUCAGAAAUACUUCCAGUACUUCCCGUCCUCGUCCGUGGUUUUCUACUACAUGAAGAACUGGCAAUGGAGCAGCUUCUGCUACCUGUAUCAGGGGCCCGCCACAACGAGCAAGGUGAUCAUGCGCAUGAUCCUGGCACUUUCGGCGAGUGAUAUGCAUCGGAAUGGCCUGGUUCACCGGUCGCCAGGUCGUCCGACGGCGGAGGACCACGGCCGGUACCACUACGGGAUGGCAGUCAAGGAAUUCCGACAGCUGCUUGAAACGCCUAAACAACAGAUCUCUUUCGCUGAGUUGGAAAUGAUAUUCGCGACGAUGUUCCUGAUGAUCACGUACGAGUGGCAGUUCGGUCAUUGCGUGCGCCAUCUCCAGCUACACCUGCAGGGGGUGCGGUCACUGCUGGAGACCCAUCCGGAAUUGUUUCAGAUCAGGGACGUCAACGAGGUGCUGCUGGCGAUGGAAUCAGAGCAGCCUGAUAUGGUAUCAAGAGCCUCGUUCAUCUCGGACCAGUUCUUACUGUGGAUGCUAUACAUCGACGUCAACCGCCGAUCGAUAGGAACGACAGACUCGCUCUAUGACUACGUGCUCAGCUCCAAAAACCCGGCUCUCCAUCCAGACCAUCUAUACCGCUGCGCGCGUUUGUGGAGCCGAUGCUUUUGGGGAAAGCGAUAUCCAGACCAGGAAGUAUCGGACGACAUGGAGAACUACCGAGGACUAGAGUUCCUGCACGUCGGCUACACCCUCUGGCAUAAGUUGUGGAAGUGUCUCGACUCGACAAACGCAACAUACACGGGCGACGAGCUCUUCACCGAGAUGAUGAGCGUUCGAGACAAAUACUCCGACCUCCUCCUCACAGCCAAAUUCGCCAGUCCUGGCUCCACCCGCCGCACCCUCAACACCAUCUACAUGGCCGUCAGCAACUUUUACGCGCAAAUCCUCUUCCACCGGCGUCUCUUUGCCCCAGUCUCCCCCCCAACAGCCCUGCACCGCCAAGCGCUCACUAAUAUCAUCGACAACGCCCACAAACAAUACACCUCAGACUCGCGCCUCCUGCGCCGCCUCCACUGGCCCCUCCUCAUGGCGAUCGUCGAAACUGACGACCCUACCCGCACCAUGUCUAUCCAAGCCGCCUGGGAGUCUUGCUCCAAGACGGACACCCUCUUCAUCCUCGUCUGCUCCGUCUUCUGCUGGCUCAUCAUCCCCGCCGUCGGCCUCGCGUACUCCGGCUACUCGACUCGUCACAACAGUCUCGCUUCCUUCUAUCCAGGACUGCUAGCUGUUGCUGUGUGCUCGAUCCAAUGGUGGAUGCUCGGAUACUCUCUCGCCUACGGCGAAGGUAACGGCUUCUUCGGGGGGUUCAGCAAGAUCUUCCAUAUCGGGGUUCUCGCUGACCCGGUUGGCUCAAUCCCCGAGAUUCUCUUCUCGGAGUUCCAGCUCAUCUUCUGCGCGACCGUGUGCGCGAUCGCGAUCGGAGGCGCUUGCGAAAGGGGCAGACUGCUCCCUUUGAUCCCUUUCAUCUUCCUAUGGUGCACCUUCAUCUAUGCCCCCCUCGCUCACAUGGUCUGGUCCGACAACGGCUUCCUCGCCAACCUCGGUACCCUUGACUUCGCUGGUGGCACUCCCGUGCACAUCUGCAGCGGUGCCACCGCAACUGCAAUGAGCGUCUACCUCUCCUACCCUCUGUUCCGAUCGCGACGCUCCCAAAUCCGCACCCCGCAACAUCUGACCCUCCACCGACCCCACAACACACUGUGCCAGCUUCUCGCGCUGAUCAUCAUCUGGAACGCCUGGCUCGCCUUCGAUGCCGGAACUACACUUGCUCUCAACUUCAAGAGCGUCAUGGCCGCCUGCGUGACGAAUCUCUGCGCCUCAUCUGGCGCCCUCACCUGGUCGAGUCUCACAUACUGGGAAACAGGGAAAUGGAGCUUGGACAGCACGUUCUUGGGCGCGAUCGCAGGACUAGUCCUCAUCACACCCAGCGCGGGAUUCGUUGACAUGAGUACGGCCAUGGGAUUCGGUAUCUUGGGCGCUCUCUGCGGAUAUCAGGCCCUGAAGAUUAAGUUCACCAAGCGGGCGAAAUUAUACCGCUGGGUCGAUAAUGGUGAUACGUUUGCGACACACUGUCUGGGAGGGUUCCUGGGCACGAUAGUGACGGGACUGUUCGCUAAGCGCGAGGUCGCGGCCUAUGACGGGGUGACCGACAUUGCGGGUGGAUGCGUCUUCGACGGAAAUUGGAGACAGCUGGGUAUCCAAAUUGUCGAGGCACUGGUUGGGUUUGUGUGGAGCUUCGGAGGAAGCUACAUUCUGUAUGCACUGAUAGAUUGCGUACCGGGAUUUGAAGUUUUGGCGACGGAUGAGGAUGUUAUUGCUGGAAUGGACAAGUCGCAGAUGGACGAGUCCCUGCACGAGGCGCAAUGGGCCGGCGAGGAAGAUUACCAUCCCUUCGAGGGUAUCCGCUUGUAA
Molecule: messenger RNA, 2967 nt
Organism: Aspergillus heteromorphus CBS 117.55
Lineage: Eukaryota; Fungi; Ascomycota; Eurotiomycetes; Eurotiales; Aspergillaceae
Product: Rh-like protein/ammonium transporter
Exons: 7
Coding region: 1-2967 (988 amino acids)
Biological process (GO): ammonium transmembrane transport; regulation of DNA-templated transcription
Cellular component (GO): plasma membrane
Molecular function (GO): ammonium channel activity; DNA-binding transcription factor activity, RNA polymerase II-specific; zinc ion binding
Source: RefSeq, a predicted model, not a curated record